AUGCAUUAUGGCGUUUUGGCUUGUCUUGGAUGUAAAGGCUUCUUCCGUCGAGCACUCAAAAAAUUAAACGAAUACGAAUGCUUUCACAAUAAUAAUUGUAUUAUUGAUAAAAAUGAACGAACUUCUUGCCGAGCUUGUCGCCUCCAAAAAUGUUUGGAUGUUGGGAUGGACCCCGCUGCUGUUCGCCCUGACCGUUCACUAACCGGAAAACAACAAUUAGAAACACAUCGAUUUUCACUUUCACCAAUUCGCAGACGUUUAAGUUCAAUUGAUGAAAAAACAACAAAUAACAACGAUGAGAAAACAAAAAAUUUAAGUCAAAAAUUGCCUGUUGAUUUGCGCACAAUGCUAAUGACUCUACAAAAUAUUGAAGCAAAAGUUGUCCAUGGGGACACUACCCACGAUGCUGCAGACAUUUACCCAUUACGAAUAAACACAAUUAGAGAAAUUAUUGAAGAACCUAAAAAAUUGAUGGGAAGGCGAACUGAGGUGAGAAACCAAUUUUGCACUUUAGAAGGGAAAUCCCACGAGAUCAACCGCUAUGAUCAUAUACUAAACAUUUAA
This is a messenger RNA of Meloidogyne enterolobii, 564 nucleotides long. Lineage: Eukaryota; Metazoa; Nematoda; Chromadorea; Rhabditida; Meloidogynidae. The record is from the annotation of a GenBank genome assembly.